This is a messenger RNA of Drosophila sulfurigaster albostrigata, 484 nucleotides long. RefSeq names its product NTF2-related export protein-like. The transcript has 3 exons. Bases 1 to 405 code for a protein of 134 amino acids. Gene Ontology annotation, cellular component: nuclear pore central transport channel. The record is from RefSeq and is a predicted model, not a curated record. Lineage: Eukaryota; Metazoa; Arthropoda; Insecta; Diptera; Drosophilidae. Gene Ontology annotation, biological process: protein import into nucleus.
AUGAACAGCGAACUGCGUACCAAAGUGGAAGCGGCUUGUCGCACAGCCGAAGACUUCACACGUCUGUACUAUGCCUCCCUGGACAAUCGGCGACAUCAAAUGGGACGACUGUACAUAGAUAGCGCGACGUUCAGUUGGAAUGGCAAUGGCGCCACUGGACGCGAAACAAUCGAACGCUACCUUAAAGAGUUGCCCUCAUCGCGCCAUCAACUGACCACGCUGGAUGCGCAACCGAUUUUGGAUGAUGCCGAGGGCCAUCAGACCACAUACAUUAUCCUGGUCGGCGGCACAGUGAAAUAUUCGGAUCAGGCUGCGCGCAAUUUUCAGCAAUCGUUUGUGAUAACGGCCGAGAAUGAUAAAUGGAAAAUUGUCUCUGAUUGCUAUCGCCUGCAGGAGCCGUUAUAAAGCGUUUAAAAAUCUAGCUUAAAAUUAGUUUUAAUUAGAUUUAAACGCAUUAAGCUUAAGAGAGCGAGAGAGAGAGAGA